GUUGUGUAGACCGCAGCCCUGUGUGCACCUACCUGUAGGUCUGCUGGGAUAUCAAGCUUGAAGUGUGGAGUUGGACCAUCUUUUCCUUUAAAGCUUUUGAGUUUGAGGGGUUUUGUGUGGGACAGACAAACAAAUAGGCAGCAAGAAACUUGGAAACUCGAGGCUUGUACCAGGAGCGGCCUGCAACAUGUCUGGAUCUAUACCGUUCUACCAGAAGCACCACCGCCACUACGACCGUGGCUACCGUAGCAAGCAGACGGAGUCUAAAAUGAGCCAGUACCAGUCCAGCAGCCGAUACGUUGCUGGCAGCAGCGCCUCCGCCGCCAGCAGGAGCGCAGGACUUAGAGUGUCUUCAUACUCUGGGUUGGAAGACAGCAGACUGAACCCUCUACCCAAGAGAGCCAAGCCAACUUACUUGGCUGUGGAUAAAGAGAACCAAGUCAUCGGUUAUGUAGUGCCGAUCUUCAGGGGCAGUAAAGAGUUUGCUACAGGAUUUUCGGAUACAGAGGAAGCAAGGGUGAGGGACACUGCUGCAUACAUGGCCCGCAGGGAUUUGUUCACCAGUGGCGUGGAGAUGGAGAGAUCAGAGCAGAUAUCCAGGAAGGAGACCAUGCGCGAAUCAGCUGAACGCAUCUCUCUGAACAAAAGGAUCCAUGAGCACGAGGAACACUUCAAGCGCAUGAACGAAGACAGCCUGAUGCACGCCCCAGAGUUUGUGAUUAAACCUCGCUCCCACACAGUGUGGGAGAAGCAGUGUGUGCGGCUGCAUUGCACUGUCAGUGGCUGGCCCGACCCACGGGUCGUCUGGUACAAAAACAAUGUGGCACUUGACCCCCUUGCCAACCCUGGCAAGUAUAAACUUGAGAGCAGAUACAGCGUGCACUCACUGGAGAUUAACAGAUGUGAUUUUGAUGACACAGCGCAGUAUCGCGUCUCUGCCAUGAACUCCAAGGGAGAGCUGUCUGCGUUUGCCUCUGUCGUUGUUAAGAGAUUCAAAGGUGAAAUUGAUGAGUCCCUGCCAGCACCCAGACAUGGCCCAGUGUCUGAGUAUGGCAUCACCUUCCAGACUCACAUUGUUGAUAAGUUUGGUGUAUCCUUUGGAAGAGAGGGGGAGACAAUGAGUCUGGGGUGUACGGUCAUCAUCUACCCUGCCCUGCAUCGCUACCAGCCAGAGAUCGAGUGGUACAGAGAUGAUGUUCUCCUGUCUCCAUCUAAAUGGAACCACAUGCACUGGAGUGGAGACCGAGCCACGCUGACACUCACACACCUCAACAAGGAGGAUGAGGGUCUCUACACCCUGCGUGUCACCACCAAGUCUGGAUACGAAACCUACUCAGCCUACGUCUUUGUCAGAGACUCUGAUGCUGAGAUUGAAGGAGCUCCAGGUGCCCCUCUGGAUGUUCGCUGUCUGGAUGCCAACAAGGACUACAUUAUUGUCACUUGGAAGCAGCCAGCUGUCGAUGGUGGCAACUCCAUCCUGGGCUACUUUGUGGACAGGUGUGAGGUUGGAACCACCCACUGGAUCCAGUGCAACGACACUCCGGUUAAGUUUGCCCGUUUCCCUGUGACCGGCUUGGUGGAGGGCCGUUCGUACACUUUCCGUGUGCGUGCUGUCAACAAGAGUGGCAUGAGUCACCCGUCCAGAGUGUCUGAACCGGUGGCUGCCAUGGACCCAGCUGACCGCGCACGCAUGAGAGGUACUUCUGCCCCCUGGACCGGUCAGAUCAUUGUCACAGAGGAGGAGCCUGCAGAGGGCGUCGUUCCCGGCAGACCUCGUGAACUAGAGGUGACAGAGGCAACCAAGAACUAUGUGGUGCUGAGCUGGAAGCCGCCUGGAGAGAAAGGCCUGGAGGGUGUCAUGUACUAUGUGGAGAAGUGCGUCGCCGGCACAGACAGCUGGCAGAGGGUGAACACAGAGAUCCCAGUCAGGUCCCCUCGCUUUGCGUUGUUUGAUCUCGCCGAGGGGAAGUCAUACAGCUUCCGUGUCCGCUGCUGCAACUCUGCCGGUGUCGGUGAACCUUCUGACCCGACCGAGGCCACCACAGUUGGCGACAAGCUUGAUAUCCCAUCUGCCCCAGGCAAAGUUGUUCCCACUAGAAACACAGACACAUCAGUCGUUGUGUCCUGGGAAGCGUCCCGUGAGGCCAAAGAGUUGAUUGGAUACUACAUUGAGGCGAGCAUUAUGGGCAGCAACGUGUGGGAGCCAUGCAACAACAAGCCAGUGAAAGCUACCAGGUUCAUCUGCCACGGUCUGAUGACAGGAGAGCAGUACGUGUUGAGGGUGAGGGCGGUGAACGCUGCAGGGCUCAGCCAGUUCUCCCAGGAGUCUGAGCCUGUGAAGGUGAAGGCUGCUAUUGGGGGCGGCAUCCCUCAUGCCUCCCCUGCUCCACCCUAUGGCAUCAGUGUCCUGGAGUGUGUGCGUGACUCCAUGGUGCUGGGCUGGAAACAGCCGACUUUCAUCGGCGGCGCUGACAUCACCGGCUACUUUGUGGAUUACCGUGAGGUCAUCGAUGGCGUGCCCGGGAAGUGGCACGAGGCCAACAUCAAGUCUGUCAGCGAGAGGGCAUACAGGGUGUGUGACCUGAAGGAGAACAGGAAGUACCAGUUCCAGGUGAGAGCAGCCAACAUGGCAGGUGUUGGCAUCCCAUCACUGCCCAGUGACACCUUCCUGUGUGAGGAGUGGACCAUCGCUGUGCCAGGACCUCCUCAUGACCUGCAGAUAAGAGAGGUGAGAAGCGACUCUCUGGUGUUGCUAUGGAAACCACCUGUGUACCAGGGCCGUGACCCGGUCAACGGGUUCUACGUUGACAUCAAGGAAGCGGACGCACCGGAGGAGGCGUGGAGAGGAGUCAACACCAAGGCUACGGAGAAGACGUACUUUAAGAUUAAGAAUCUGAAGGAAGCAGAGACGUAUGUGUUCCGUGUUCGUGCGCAGAAUAAAGCCGGCGUUGGAAAAACCUCAGAUGUGACAGAGCCAGUCCCAGCUGUGACCAAACCAGGCACCAAUGAGAUAGUUGUGGAUGUUGAUGAUGACGGUAUUAUCUCCCUGAACUUUGACUGCUGCGACCUGACCCCUGACUCCAAAUUUGUGUGGUCCAAGAAUUACGAGGAGAUCACAGACUACUCCCGCUUGACUGUAGAGACCAAGGGAAACAAGUCCAAAGCUUUUUUCAACGCUCCUGGGGACGAGGACAUUGGUAUUUACUCCUGUCUCGUCACCCACACUGAUGGUGCUUCAUCCAGCUACAACCUCUCUGAGGAAGAGCUGAAGAGGCUGCUGGAGAUCAGCCAUGACCACAAAUUCCCCAUUAUUCCCCUGAAGUCAGAGUUGGCCGUGGAGCUGCUGGAGAAAGGCAGAGUUCGCUUUUGGCUGCAGGCGGAGAAGAUAUCAGCUAAUGGCAAAAUCGAUUACGUGUUCAAUGAUAACCUUCUCUCACAGGGGGAGAAAUAUAAGAUGAACUUUGACAAGAACACCGGCGUGAUUGAGAUGACCAUGGAGUCUCUGACUCCGGCAGAUGAGGGCACCUUCACCUUCCAGAUGCAGGAUGGGAAAGCAACCAACCAGUCCAGCUUGGUACUGAUAGGAGACGUGUUCAAGGAGCUGCAGAAGGAAUCUGAGUUCCAGAGGAAAGAAUGGUUCAGAAAGCAAGGUCCUCACUUUAUCGAGUAUUUGAGUUAUGAGGUGACACCAGAGUGCUGCGUUGUGCUGAAAUGCAAGGUGGGCAACAUGAAGAAGGAGACCUCGGCGCUGUGGUACAAAGACGGGCGUGAGAUCAAAGCAGACGAACAUCUGGGCUUCACCGAGGGAGUGCUGAAACUGGAGAUAGCUCAGAUUUCCAAGAAGGAUGCCGGUGUGUAUGAGGUGGUUCUGAAGGAUGACAGAGGAAAGGACACUUCCACACUGAAUUUGACAGACCAAGGUUUCAAGGACUUGAUGAAUGAAGUUUUCACUUAUAUCGCUAAUUCCUCCACUCCGCUGAAGAUCACAAGCACAGAUGAGGGAAUCCGAAUCUACACCUUUGUCAGCUACUAUAACGAUUUACUCCAAGUGACAUGGCACUACAAGGAAUCAGCCAUCGCCUUCUCUGACCGUAUAAAGAGUGGCGUGGUGGGAGAGCAGCUGUGGCUGCAGAUCACAGAGCCCACAGAGAAAGACAUGGGCAAAUACGCCAUCGAGUUCCAUGACGGAAAGGACGGCCUGAGGAGAACUGUUGAGCUGUCUGGUAAAGCGUUUGACGAUGCGUUUGCAGAAUUCCAGAGACUCAAAGCUGCUGCUAUUGCAGAGAGAAACCGUGCUCGAGUAGCAGGAGGCCUGCCUGAUGUGGUCACCAUCCAGGAGGGCAAGGCCCUCAAUCUCACCUGCAACAUUUCGGGCGACCCCGUGCCAGAGGUCACCUGGCUGAAGAACGACAGGGAGAUCACGUCCGACGACCACUGCAUCCUGAAGUUUGAGUCAGGCAAGUUCGCCAGCUUCACCAUCACCGGCGUGAACACGUCGGACUCUGGCAAAUACAGCAUCCUGGUGAAGAACAAGUACGGCACAGAGAGCGGGGACUUCACCCUGGAGAUCAUAGAGGGGACACCUGACCUGGGGGUGACUUCAUAUUGGACUGAUGCGGAUGGAAAUGUGGUGUUUGGUGCAAGCACCCCAAAGGAAAAGAUGAAAACCACAGUGACUGGAACGAAAACGCAGAGGGCAAAGGAAUCUGUGGCUAAGACACGCCCUGCGGAAAAGGAGGAAGACAAGAAGGAGAGCAAAAGUCAGGAGCCGGAGGAGCAGAAAAAUGAGAUCACAGCUGUUGCUGCUGCAGAACCCAAAUCAACAGGAGAUGCAAGAGAAGAUCUUGCUGACCAAUCAGAAGCCCGUGAACAGCGUGCAGACACAGUGGAGGCGCCUGAACCCGAGGCUCAGACAUCACAUGAAACACAGCCAGAAAACACUAUGUAACUCUAGUAUAGAAAAGUAUUACUGUUAACACUUGCAUAUGCAUAUCCUCUGACUCUGAUGUGUGCUUUUAUAUCGACUGUGAUGGAUGUGUUUAUCAUAACUUAAAUGUUUAGAUUUUUCUCCUGUCAAAUAUUAAUGAUAACAAUAUUCCAUAUUUAUACUAACGGAGCUCAUAAUGGAACAUGUAUCUAUCAGUAUAUUACAUUUAGUCUAAUGACCACACAGCAUAGACUGUUUCUACUGUUUGCCUCUUUGGAUAUUUUGUAUACCGUGUUUCUUGUAUUCAUCAUAUUUGCUUGAAUAAAGAAGCUGCUGAAAUAUUAA
Seriola dumerili (greater amberjack) is the source of this 5272-nucleotide messenger RNA. RefSeq names its product myomesin 1 (gene myom1b). The transcript has 40 exons. Gene Ontology annotation, molecular function: protein binding. Bases 188 to 4948 code for a protein of 1586 amino acids. The record is from RefSeq and is a predicted model, not a curated record. NCBI's taxonomy places the organism in Eukaryota, Metazoa, Chordata, Actinopteri, Carangiformes, Carangidae.